This is a messenger RNA of Limulus polyphemus (Atlantic horseshoe crab), 1784 nucleotides long. RefSeq names its product putative ammonium transporter 3. The transcript has 7 exons. The coding region runs from base 193 to 1719 and encodes 508 amino acids. Gene Ontology annotation, biological process: ammonium transmembrane transport; ammonium homeostasis. Gene Ontology annotation, molecular function: ammonium channel activity. Lineage: Eukaryota; Metazoa; Arthropoda; Merostomata; Xiphosura; Limulidae. Gene Ontology annotation, cellular component: membrane. The record is from RefSeq and is a predicted model, not a curated record.
CAUGAAACAUGGAAGCAACGCUGUUUUGAUAUAUACUGUUAAAGAGUAUAAAGUUAACAAACACAGAAUGCUAUCCAUUUCAAAAAUCACGUGUUAAGUUAGUAAUGUAACAGUUUACUUCAAGAAGCUAUUUUAUAGAUUGUUUCAUAAUAUGAAUAGUUGAAUCAACUUUACUUGUUUUUAUCGUACAGCAUGACUAUUAACACUACACAAACAGUGAGUAGCACGUAUUUCGUGAGCCCUGUUACAAUCCAAGACCCUAUGUUUAUCUCAUGGGAUGACGCAACGUGGAUCAUGACAAGCUCUUUCAUCAUCUUUACAAUGCAGUCUGGAUUUGGAUUACUUGAAUCUGGUUGUGUCACCAAGAAAAAUGAAGUAAACGUCAUGGUGAAGAACGCCGUGGAUGUCAUAUUUGGUGGGCUUGGUUACUGGAUGUUUGGCUAUGGGCUGAGCUUUGGAAAAGACGUAGGCACAAACCCUUUUAUCGGGGUUGGUUCAUAUUUUGUGGAUGCCGAUGAAGAAGAGAUGGGUUCAGUUUUUGCAACUUACAUAUUCCAGCUAUCAUUUGCUACAACAGCAACAACCAUCGUUUCGGGAGCCAUUGCAGAACGGUGCAGUUUCGUGGCUUACUGCAUCUUUUCUUUUUUCAACACCGUCAUAUUCUGCAUUCCAGCUGGUUGGAUAUGGGGCAAUCAUGGAUUCCUCAGAAAGCUUCACGUGGUUGACAUCGCGGGUUGCGCCGCAGUACAUUUGGUAGGUGCCUCUUCAUCGCUUGUGGCAGCCUUGAUGUUGAAGCCUCGAACGGGCCGUUUUGAUCACGGCACUGAUCCACUGCCAAUGGGUUCACCAACAAAUGCUUUAGUGGGAAUGUUUAUGCUUUGGUGGGGCUGGCUGGGUUUCAACUGUGGCAGCACGUUUGGAGUUUCUGGCCACAAAUGGAAGUACGCUGCUAGAUCUGCUAUCGCUACUAUUAACUCAUCAGUGGGUGGUGGGAUGAUCGCUCUUACUUUGAGCUAUAUAUUACACAACAAAAAGUUUCUGGUAUUGGACUUGAUCACUGGAAUCCUUGCUUCUCUGGUAUCUAUAACGGGUGGGUGUGCUCUUUAUCAUCCAUGGGAAGCCCUUAUCGUGGGUAUGGUUGGAUCCUUGUUAGCCAAUUGCAUGGCCCGUGUGCUUAACAAGCUUAAAAUUGACGAUCCUGUUGGAGCUAUCUCGGUUCAUGGAAGUGGCUCUAUCUGGGGAAUGAUUGCAGUAGGAUUAUUAGUGGAAAAAGAUUCUCUACUGCUCUUGAGUAAAGAAAACGCCGGACUUUUCCGUGGAGGUGGAUGGUAUCUUUUGGGAGCACAGACACUGGCUAUCAUUACCAUCAUGACAUGGAGUGUUGUAUGCACUUAUAUCUUGCUAUUCGCCAUCAACAAGAUUAUUCCGAUUCGAAUGUCUUUGGAAGACGAGCUAGCAGGCGCCGACUUCGUAGAGCAUAACAUUCGUCAUGAAUGGCAACAGAAUGUUCAACUUUUUACCAUCACUACACAGGAGGAAACCAUGGAUCCAAAUAUUGGAAUAACAGUUGAACCAUUACAGAAGGAAAGCUAUUUAAAUACUUCAGAGUAUGAGAAUUUCAUCGACACUCCUAUACAGGCGGAUGAAAUAGAACCACAAUCCAGAAAAACAAAGGAAGCGUGGAUAAAUGAAAGUGACCAAUCUAUUUUUCCUAGUUAAGACGAACCAUUUUAACUUUUAUACAAGUCUGUUUUAUUUCAACGUAUUGUGAUGACAUAACGUAA